Molecule: messenger RNA, 1515 nt
Organism: Miscanthus lutarioriparius
Lineage: Eukaryota; Viridiplantae; Streptophyta; Magnoliopsida; Poales; Poaceae
Source: the annotation of a GenBank genome assembly
AUGGCGCCAGCGGUGGGGCUGAAGCGCUCCGCCACGCAGACCAUCACGCUGCCGCCGCCCGAGACGCGGCUGGCUGUGCGCGAUGUCAUGCGGUCCACGAUCCCGUCGCAGCCCGCCGAGGCGCGAGCGUCCACGGAGAGGCCGGCGCCCGCCGCGGCGCUGCAGGGGUUCCUGUGCCUGGAGGAGGUGGACGGGAGGCGGUGGAGCUACGUGGUAGACGGCGGGGCCGCGAAGGGGCGGGGCGGGGGCGGGGCCGCCGUCCCCGCUGGGGCCUCCGUCAGGGCCGUGCCGCUGCAGUCGCCGCUUCCGCCUGCCGAGGAAAUAAUGGCAUUCAUAAGAUCGUAUGUUGUGCCUGAAGGGUUUCCAGACAGUGUUACUCCUUCAUAUGUACCUUACAUGACUUGGAGGGCUCUGAAGCACUUCUUUGGUGGAGCGAUGGGGGUGUUUACAACAAGAACGUUGCUGAGUUCUGUUGGAGUCUCUCAAAGCAAGGUGACACCAGGUGCUAUUGCUAUCAAUUGGAUCCUCAAGGACGGUGCUGGGCGAGUCGGAAAAAUGCUUUUUGCACGUCAAGGAAAGAAGUUUGACUAUGACUUAAAGCAGUUACGGUACACUAGUGAUCUGUUGCUGGAAAUAGGAGCUGGGAUAGAAUUAACUACUGCUGCAUUCCCUCAGUUUUUCUUGCCUAUGGCUUGCGUAGCCAAUGUUGUAAAGAAUGUCGCUGCUGUUACAUCAACUUCAACUCGCACUCCAAUCUAUAAGGCCUAUGCGAGAGGAGAAAACAUUGGAGAUGUCACUGCUAAAGGCGAAUCUGUUGGGAACAUUGCAGAUCUGCUUGGUACUGGUCUGAGUAUCUUUAUCUCAAAAAGGAAUCCCUCACUGGUGACUUCAUUUGCCUUCCUAUCCUGUGGAUAUCUCCUGAGUUCAUAUCAAGAGGUGAGAUCUGUUGUGCUGAAUACCCUAAACAGGGCGAGGUUUACCGUCGCAGUGGAUUCUUUCAUUAAAACUGGUCACAUUCCCUCCUUGAAGGAAGGAAACUCACAGGAGACGAUAUUUAAUCCACCUUGGCGGCAUGAGCCAGUCGCAAUAGGGUCAAGAUUUGGAGAAGCAUUUCAAGAGCCAGCUUCAUUUCUUGCCAUAAGACCUCUGUUUGAGGAUGAGAGAUACAUGGUAACAUAUAACCCAACAAAGGAUAAAGUAUAUGCUUUGCUCAAGGACCAAGCAAAAUCAGACGAUAUCAUCAAAGCUGCUUUCCAUGCUCAUGUGCUACUGCAUUUUAUUAAUGCAUCACAUGCACGGAGGCUGAAGCAGAAGCAGAAGCAGGCAAACCCUGACCGAUCAGAGCAUCUGUACUCUAGAAACAUGGAUUUCCUGGCGCACAUCGCUGAAUCUUGCAAAAUUGUUUCCUCAUCAUAUGCAACAUUCAAGAAGAAAGCUAGGGAACAGGGUUGGAUAAUGUCAGAAUCUCUGCUCAACCCUGGCAAGGCUCGAUUAUGUGCUGCAAAACCACAAUGA